This is a messenger RNA of Thyridium curvatum, 1359 nucleotides long. RefSeq lists its product as uncharacterized. The record is from RefSeq and is a predicted model, not a curated record. The transcript is spliced from 6 exons. NCBI's taxonomy places the organism in Eukaryota, Fungi, Ascomycota, Sordariomycetes, Thyridiales, Thyridiaceae. The coding region runs from base 1 to 1359 and encodes 452 amino acids.
AUGAAGUUCGGUCACGAAUUCCAAGAGUUCCUGAACCGGGAAGAGUAUUCCGAAUCUUGGCGCAAGGCCGCGGUGCCAUACAGCCAACUCAAGAAAUGUCUAAAGAGCAUACAGCGGGAACUCAGAGAGCUCGGCCUGGAUCCAGAAACGCUGCACCAGUUGCUCGCUACGCAGACUUCUUCCUCCGAGCCAUUUGCUAAAUAUAAAAUUGAAGAAACAACUUCUCUGAGGCCGAAACUGACUGUUCUUGUCGACAUCGAGGAUGGCGUUGCCGUCGAUGCCAGCCUGUCGCCGGCUUCGAGGGCGGUCUUGCGCAGCCUCGCCGCCAGGAGGAGCUCGACUGGGACCGCGCCGCCCGACAGUGCCAUCCCCGCCCGGCAGACAUCCGAUGCGUUACCCGAUCAGGUCCCUGCCGCUCCUCGGGACUCUGCGGCGCUUGUCAAGAGCAGCGACAGGAGGCUGGACCGCAUAGAGGUGCCCCUGUCCUUUGACGGUGAGUUUUUCGACUUGCUACGGCGCGACUUUGACAACAUGGACGAGCUGCAAAAGGAUCAGGAGGGAGCUAUGAGCAACGACAUCGCGGCCCUCGGCGGCAUGUUGUCCGAGCUCACAAAGCCCUCCAGCCUGCUCUCCAAGAGCGACCUGACCAGGUGGCGCGAGAUCUUUGAACUAUACGUCGAUGCCCAGGUCUUCUUUGCCACCCAGGAGAGAGACCACGGCGCAAGAGACAGCGAAAAGGCGCUGGAGCGCCUGGUCUGGUUCCAGAAUCAGAUCGAGAAGCGCGGCUUGCGUGACAAGUUCAAGCUGCCGCAGAGCCAGGAAGCGUACGACAAGUUUCUCAUCCUCAACCGCGACCUCGUCCGAUACCUCAAAUUUCAGGAGUACAACAGGGUUGCCGUGCAAAAAAUACUCAAAAAAUUUGACAAACGAACGGCGCUCGGCGUGUCGCGCACGUUCCCGAAAGCCAUCCAGGCGCGAGGGAUCAUGACGGAAUCGAUGGCCAAGAACGUCUGCGCCGAGAUGUCACAACAGCUGGUCUCGACCGUCCCUCGGAUCGACGACUACACGUGUCCUGUCUGUCUCAGUCUCGCGUGGCUGCCCGUGCGCCUGAAGUGCCGUCAUGUGUUUUGUGUGCGCUGCGUCAUCAAGCUGCAGCGCGAGAGGAAGCGCCACUGUCCUCUCUGCCGCGAGGACGUCGUCAUGCAAGCCGACCUGGACAACCUAGACCACGAUCUCACCAAGUUUCUCGAAAAAUACUUUCGGAAGGAGGCCAAGGAGAAGCAGACGGCCAACGAGAUAGAGCGCGGUAUUGAGCUCUUCGGCCCCAAUUACAAGCAUAACUCCUGUGUCCUCAUGUGA